This is a messenger RNA of Lodderomyces elongisporus, 1656 nucleotides long. RefSeq names its product Sfl1p (gene SFL1). Gene Ontology annotation, biological process: regulation of DNA-templated transcription. Gene Ontology annotation, molecular function: DNA-binding transcription factor activity; sequence-specific DNA binding. The transcript has a single exon. NCBI's taxonomy places the organism in Eukaryota, Fungi, Ascomycota, Pichiomycetes, Serinales, Debaryomycetaceae. The coding region runs from base 1 to 1656 and encodes 551 amino acids. The record is from RefSeq and is a predicted model, not a curated record.
AUGGGCUCUCCAAACUCAUUAUCUACAUUAUCUGAAGUUGCCACAAACUCAACUGAACCAAAGUACAUGCAAAACCUGCAGCCUCAAACACAAGCUUAUCAUCAAUCGAGGUUAGGUUCAACCGGUAAUGACAACUUGACAUCAGUCGAGAUGGCCAGAUCAGAUUCUUCUUCUUCUUCUUCUGCAGCAGCAUCAGCAUCAGCAUCAGCAGCAGCAGCUGUAGCUGCUAAUAAAAACCAGGAAACAUUUAUCCACAGACUUUACAACAUGUUGUAUGACCCUUCAAUCUCGCAUGUCAUAUGGUGGGAUGAAGAUGGAGAAACAUUCCACAUCCAUGCUUCGGAUGAGCUCACUUCCGUGUUGGCAAAGUAUUUCAAACACAGUAAUGAGCAAUCAUUCAUCAGACAAUUGAACAUGUAUGGUUUCCACAAGAUUAGUGACGCAACUUCAGCAACUUCAGCAACAGUACUGCCAGGCAAGAAAGUUGAUACCAAAACUGCAAAGAACAACAAAUUGUGGGUAUUUCGUCACUCACAAGGACAGUUCAAAAAGGGCGGCUACGAAUUGUUGAGCUCAGUAAAGAGAAGAAGUACAAAGUACCUCAACUCGCAAAAAGAGGUGAUCAACUUGAAAACGAUUCCAAUUGGCGACCAGUACUCGAGCUGUAGUACUGGAAUCACAACAUUAACCAAUGCAACACCAGGAUUCAAUGACACACAAGUUCAAACUAACAUGCAAACUAGACAGUCUAGAGGCUCGUACUUUGACUUUAAACCAACCCUAAACACUCCCACAAUUACAUACAGCUCAUCAGGACAAGUCCAGACACCUCCAGCAUCCUCGAUGUAUUAUUCUCAAUAUCAUACCAAUAUUCCCGUUGUACAUCAUCCAAUUACUGCACCACUGAAUGCUCCCCAUCUGAAAGUUGGUAUUCAACAAACAAAAUCUGAUAUGCUUUCUCCCAAAUCAAUCAACAGUUGCGACACUAGUAGAAAUACCUCGAUCUCGCUGUUAACGUCAACUUCGCCUGCAACACAAGAACAAUUGGCGGGCCACCAAAGCUUACACAAACACAUCGAAUACAACCAUUAUCAACUUCAUCAGCAGGCUGAUGAGUUUGUGCUGAUGUUGACCACAAUUGACGAGUUGAAAAAUUCGCCUGAACAAAUAAGUCAAAAAGUUGAAGAAUACAAACAACAAAUUAUGCUGAAAUGCUCACAGUCUAGCAAAUCCAACAGCCAAUACCACUCACACCAAACAAAUCAAACACAUCAAAUAAAUCAAGCACAUCGGCCAUCAUUACUGAGGCCCAAUUCGCUACCUAUUUCACGUCGCCCAUCACCACUUAACCAUCCACUCAUUAAAGACACCAUAAGAAGAACAUUCUCAUGGACAUCAUUACCAGAUCCUACAAAGGGCAUAAGCCGCCCAGCUCAGAAUAGCCAGGAGCCAUCGAGAACCAAUUUACCAAGUAUCUUUGACCUCAAUAUGAGUUUAAAGACUUUGCCUCCUGUAGACAACCUCUACGAUCCACUGCUGCUGCUGCUGUUACAUCAACAAUCACAACAACCACAACAACCACAACAACAUCAUCAUCAUUAUCAUCAGCAAUUGCAACCGCAUCAGCCUAAUUUAAAAAAGAUGAGGUUGAGUUGA